This is a messenger RNA of Cylindrotheca closterium, 879 nucleotides long. Lineage: Eukaryota; Bacillariophyta; Bacillariophyceae; Bacillariales; Bacillariaceae. The record is from the annotation of a GenBank genome assembly.
AUGGAUGCCAAUACCACAUUCAACUUGGAUCUCAAGCUGAUUCCAUGUGGACCCACCAACGAAUUCUUUGAUCUCAGUAAUGCGGGUAUCUUCUACACAAUGAUUGGCACUGGUGCCAAAAUGAGAAUUACUUCUUGUUCCACUGAAGCUCAAUUCAUCAGUCGAGUCUCUGUAUUUACCUCCUGUGACAGCAACAGUUGUGUGGACAGUGCCGCCGAAACCAAAGUGGAAGGUGGCUCCAAUACGACCUGUUUUGAUGACGAGAGCAAAGCUGUUUUAGAAUUUCAGUCGGUGGCUGGCGUGGAAUACUCGCUGUUUGUUCAAGACGACACUGCUGGAAUCAGUGGUGAUUUCGCCAUGUUUGUGGACGAGCUUCCACCUGAGAAUGCCUUUUGCAACUCACCUCCUGUGCUAGAAAUGGAUAAGACCUAUACAGGAACUACUGGUGGAUCUGUGACUUCAACGACUGCUCCAGCGUGCAAUGGUACCAGCCCGGAUGGUCCAGGAGUUUGGUUUGCAAUUCCAGGGGAAAUGGACGACACAGAAGUCGUCAUGGUCGUUUGCUCGGAGCAACCAUUUAGCUUUCUGGUCUAUUCGAGUAGUUGCAGUGAUCUAUCUUGUGUCGAUGUCAAGCCAAAGGUUGAAGAAGCAAGGCUUUGUGGUGACGGGAGCAUCGAAUCGAGAGUGGCAUGGAUCCCCAACAAGGGCGAAUCCUAUUACGUUCACAUGUUUGGUGACGAUGGUGCCAAUUUCCGAUUGGCCUUUGGACGUCCAUUAAUGAGAAACGAUAGUAGUAGUGGAAGUAUAUCAGGCAAGAUAGCAGGAGGCCUGGUAGCGACGACUAUUGCACGUUUGGUUUUCGCAAUGCUCACAUUGUAG